GAUGAAAAAGUUUCAGCGUCCUGACUAAACUGCCGCCACUGAGCGUGGAAGGCGUCGAGAAGGAUCAUGUUUUCGACGUCUUCGUGCCCAAAAAACAGCUGGAAGAAGUAAAACCGCAACUUUCUAUCAACUUUGAGUUGACGAACUGCUGGACGCUGAGUUACUUUUUUCCUCGUAGUUAACUUUUUACGUGUGAGGGGGAUAAAAAAAAAGGGGGAUGGCAAAGUGCGAGAUUUGAAGGGAGUUGACAUGUUUGAAAGCGCUGAAGGCUGAGGAAAACAAAAGGGAGGAACUACUACUUCUGCCGUGAGGAAGACACGACUGUCUCAUGUCCAAGGAGACUGUCCAUCCGUCAGACGGGCCAGAGAAGGCCCCCCGGCAAGAGACAAGUCCCCUGCUGUCAGUGUCACACGAUGCUUGCGAUGGUGAAUCAUCAGAGAGAGAGCCGUCUCCCAGGAAGCCACCUGCUGAUGGACACGUGGCCACGGAGAAGCCCAAUUAUUGCGAGCCUGUAAGAACCCAACCGCAGUCUGAGUCUGAUCUCAAGUCCUCUGAAGUGGCCAAUGGAGACGUUGCCAAGGACCCAAAUGGCUUUCACCACGGCAGCACGGGCACACCCACAGUGAGUAACGGCAAUGGCAUCAACCCUGGUUUUGGAGGCCCUGAGCCCAUGCGGACGUGCACCUGUGGUGCCAACGUCAGUACGAGGACUGCGAGCGGGUCAGGGCCUGGAACAAGCGCAGCGGCGACUGCGCCUAUGACAGAGCAGCCCAGGAGGCAGCCGUCCACGCCCGUGUCGCACAGGGUGCAGAGGAAGCUGAGGUCCAGCUUGUCAGUCAACAGUGAUGGCAGCAGACGUAGCAAAGGCAGCUCGAUGGGCUCACAGAAACCUCCUUUACCAGAGGACUGCUGCGUUCACUGCAUCCUGGCCUGCCUUUUCUGUGAGUUCCUGACACUUUGCAACAUGGUGGUGGCCCAGGCUUCGUGUGGCGCGUGCACAUCGGAGGCUUGCUGCUGCUGCUGCUGUACUGACGACUUGGGCGACGACUGCAACUGCCCCUGUGACAUGGACUGCGGCAUCAUGGACGCCUGCUGCGAGUCCUCGGAUUGCCUGGAAAUCUGUAUGGAAUGCUGCGGGAUCUGCUUCCCCACAUAAAAUUCCUUGACGAUAAGACGUUAACCCUGAACAUGGGGAAAAACUGAAGGAAUCUUCUGCUUUAGUCACUUUGAAAUCAUCAAACGACGGAAGUGUGUGUGUGUGUGUGUGUGUGUGUGUGUGAAAGUGAUAGAUGUCAGGUUGCAGCAUGCUUAUGUGUUUUGACACUGGGCUUCUCUAUCAAAAUCAGCUCAGCGCAGACUAGAAUUAAACC
Nematolebias whitei (Rio pearlfish) is the source of this 1370-nucleotide messenger RNA. It is a transcript of the gene mdfic, whose product is annotated as MyoD family inhibitor domain containing. Bases 329 to 1156 code for a protein of 275 amino acids. The transcript has 5 exons. The record is from RefSeq and is a predicted model, not a curated record. Lineage: Eukaryota; Metazoa; Chordata; Actinopteri; Cyprinodontiformes; Rivulidae.